UUUCCCGGCUACCUUCGCGCCUGCGAGCGACGGCUGCUCGCAGAGGCCAAACUUAGUGAGCGGAAGAGUAACGCGCGCGAUUUCAGCUUCUGUCGGCGGGAGAAGGUGAUGGCGGGAGAUCCUCAGGGGACCUCGAAGCAGAUGCAGAAUGGAGCGAGAGGGCGGCGACGGCAGACUCUUUUUCCGCGGUCUCCAGAACCGCUCCCACGAAAAGAUGAAGCUGCGAAAGAGAAAGUCCUCUUUGUACCACAGCCCCCGGAAGAGCCCUGGGCGCCGCGGAGAUCUUCUUGGUGAAAGCAUUUAUCUGGUCUUGUUUACCAUAGCAUUACGAAUAUGUAACUGCUUUUUAGUCCAGACAAGUUUCGUUCCAGAUGAAUAUUGGCAGUCUCUUGAAGUUGCACAUCACAUGGUUUUCAAUUAUGGUUAUUUGACCUGGGAAUGGACAGAAAGAUUGAGGGGUUACACUUACCCCUUAAUCUUUGCAAGCAUUUAUAAGAUUUUACAUCUUCUGGGGAAAGAUAGUGUUCAGUUGCUGAUUUGGAUUCCUCGACUUGUCCAAGCACUUAUGUCUGCUGUAGCAGACAUGAGGCUUUACUCAUUAAUGAAGCAACUAGAAAGUCAUCAAGUGGCAAGAUGGGUGUUUUUUUGCCAGUUAUGCUCUUGGUUCACGUGGUAUUGCUGUACCAGAACUCUUACAAACACCAUGGAAACUGUUCUCACUAUAAUUGCUCUUUUCUACUAUCCUUUGGAAGGGUCAAAGUCUAUGAACAGUGUCAAGUACUCAUCCCUGGUGGCACUUGCCUUCAUAAUUCGUCCCACAGCUGUCAUUCCAUGGAUACCUUUGCUCUUCAGACAUUUCUGGAAAGAACAGAGAAAGCUUGAUCUUAUUCUAUAUCAGUUUUUACCUGUAGGAUUUGUGACUUUGAGUUUGUCUCUGAUAAUUGAUCGUAUUUUUUUUGGUCAAUGGACUCUGGUUCAAUACAAUUUUUUGAAAUUUAACGUGCUACAGAAUUUGGGAACAUUUUAUGGUUCUCAUCCAUGGCAUUGGUACUUCAGUCAAGGAUUUCCAGUUGUCUUGGGUACUCACUUACCCUUCUUUAUUCAUGGCUGCUUUCUAGCCCCAAAGAGGUACCGGAUAUUUUUGAUGACUGUGCUGUGGACACUGUUAGUUUAUAGCAUGUUGAGCCACAAAGAAUUCAGGUUUAUCUAUCCAGUUUUACCAUUUUGUAUGGUGUUCUGUGGGUACUCACUAAACCACCUGAAAACGUGGAAGAAACCAGCUCUGAGUUUCCUGUUUUUAUCAAAUAUGCUCCUCGCCCUCUAUACUGGUUUAGUUCAUCAGCGAGGUACUCUUGAUGUCAUGACUCAUAUUCAAGAACUCGGUUACAACAAUCCUAAUAAAUCUUCAGCUUCAGUAUUUGUAAUGAUGCCUUGCCACUCCACUCCUUAUUAUAGCCAUGUCCAUUACCCACUUCCAAUGAGAUUUCUCCAGUGUCCUCCAGACCUGACUGGAAAAAGUCAAUAUCUUGAUGAAGCAGAUAUAUUUUAUCUAAAUCCCUUAAACUGGUUGUAUAAAGAGUUUCACAACGAUUCAACAUUGCCUACUCACUUGAUCAUCUUCAGCGUUUUGGAGGAGGAAAUAAGUGCUUUCCUAAUUUCAAGCAACUAUGAGAGAACUGCUGUUUUCUUCCACACUCAAUUGCCAGAGGGUCGUACUGGAAGUCACGUAUACGUCUAUGAACGGAAGUUAAAAGGGAAACUCAACAGAAGAUGAAAUUCUGAACUGUGUUUAGAUCUUUUCCAGAGAAAUAGAUAUUGCUGGGUAGAAAUAUUCAGAUGCUGUUUAAAUACACUAGUAAACACUUGGGUAAGAUUCAUGGAACUAGCAAAAAACCACUAUGAAGUGCUUUACCAAAUAUCGCUACUGAGGAAAUGUAUGAAAAAUAUCACAAAGUAUAAAAUUGUGUAUUAAUACAAUGCCAAAUUUUAAAUAAAGACCUUUAGUUUUCCUCAUGGUGUAGUUUUAUUGUUUCUUCCACAAUAUUCAGAUGUGCAAGAAAUUUCACAAGAGAACAAGUCAGCAAGCUCUUAAGAAGGCAGCAAAUUCUUCACAAGUCAACGGGCUCUUGAACUCACAAAAAGACAAGAAGCAAGUGUAAGGUUAUAAAAUGUUAAAGAUGAAAUUCCAUCAUAGUGUACUUUUUUCAAGCUCUACUGCAAAUUCAACACAAUAUCAGUGUUAAUUACACUUUGUCGUGUAUGAUUUGAGCUUGCUUUAAGCUCAUACACUGAAAGGAAGUCUCAUUUCAUGCACAAAAUGUGUUGCAUGCCUGGCUUCCUUAAUAAAACUACAGUUGAACAUUUCCAGUGCCAAAAAAAUUCAGCAAAGCUAAGCUACAGGAAAAUGCAGGUUAGUAAGCUUUUGCUUGAUGCUUCUGAGUAAUAAUAUAAAGUCAUCAAACUGAUACUUAGAAAUGAUAAAAAGACAUUGUUAUCUUGAUAAUUUCAUCUUAGUUUCAACACCAAACAUUGUAGAAAGCAUCCAUGUUUUCUGUUACAGUUUUCUAAUUUAACUUAAUCAUGAUGAUCAAUAUUUCGGAUCAAAAGGUAAUUGCCCCAAUUCUAUUUCAAGAUUUGCCAUGUGUCUUCCAUUAUUGCGACCAUAUUUAUGCCAUUUACCUUCCCUUUUAUAAGGUUGUGGCUGAGGGUGCUUCUGCUCUUGUUUUCGAUGCCUGGAGUUUUCAAUAUUUACCAUACGUUGCUUUUUAUCUGGUCGACUGAAAGCAGUAAACACAUUUUUCAUCUAUGUUAGAGUUAAAUUUAUUUAAACAAGAAACAAUUUUAAUGUUUUUCUCCAUUAAUUAUCUGAAUACUCUGAAAAAGGAUGUUAAAUUAAUCUGAAGUAAAAUCCUAGUAUAACCAUAUCAGAAAGAUUCAGAGAGUAUUACACUUUUAUCCUAUAGAUUAUAGAAAGAAAAAAUACACAAACAUAACUGUACUGGCAAAAGGGGGAAACACUCAAAAGAUAACGAAUAGAAAUGUGACAAUAAAAUAAUGAGAUGUGUUUCCAUUACUUGUCCUCCUUUCCUGUAAAAAUCAGUCCCUCCCCAUUGGCUUCAUCCCUCAGCAGGAAUAUGUAUACAUCUCUAUACAUCUCUUACAAACAAAGUCUCUUUUUUUCUCUCCUACUACCAAGAUUCAUAAAUAAUGUCUACACUUACUGCUCUCCUCAAUCUCUAUAAUCAGUCUUCUGUCACUACUUCACUGAAACAGUCCACAAUACCAUCCAUGGCCACACAUUCCCCAGCCAAGAAAUCCAGUC
Molecule: messenger RNA, 3322 nt
Organism: Ceratotherium simum simum (southern white rhinoceros)
Lineage: Eukaryota; Metazoa; Chordata; Mammalia; Perissodactyla; Rhinocerotidae
Source: RefSeq, a predicted model, not a curated record